UUCUUAUUCAUUUUUAACAAAGUUAUUCAAACUUAACUCUAUUAAACUGCUCUUUGGAAUUUGGUGGUUGGUGACGUGCUGUUUAACAUCAUAUUAUAAAAGUCAACUGGCGUCUAUGUUGAUUAAACCAAUUAAUAAUUUACCAGAUAUUAUUGAUACAUUAGUUGAAAAUGGAUAUACAUUCCAAGUUGAUGCCGACGACAGUUCAGUACUCCGUGAAAACUUCUUAAGUUCAGAUCUCCCCAUGUAUAAACAAGUUGCAAAAAUGCUUAACAACAAUUUAAAAUUUUGCGCUUCAAUAAGAUAUGCGUUGAACACCAAAGCUGCAGUAAUUGAUGAAGAAACUGCUUUACAAUAUAAAGUUUAUAAAUUUUGUAAUUUAACAUUAUCGGAAAGGGCUAAUCUAAGAUUGGUGACACAAAAUGUAUUCCCUGGUGGUUACCAUGCUUGGAGUAUGCAAGAAGCUACUCCUUAUAGAGGGAUCUUCUCCAAAACUAUAGGAAGACUUAAUGAUGCGGGUCUUUUAGCCCAUUGGUAUCAAGCUGCUUCCGUUUUUAAAAUUCCAAAAAGCGAUGCUGAAGAUAUUCCAACUACUGAGCCAUUGAACAUUUUAAGACUUCUUCCGUCGUUUGUGUUUUUAAUAUUUGGAUGGUUGAUUUCCGUUUUAUUACUUUUUAUUGAGAUUUUGUGGUAUUAUAAAAAAAAAUCGAUAUAAACACUCCUACAAAAAUUAAUCAGAUUUAAAGUAUUGUAUUAGGAUAGUUCUAGAAUAGUGUGUG
Molecule: messenger RNA, 779 nt
Organism: Aethina tumida (small hive beetle)
Lineage: Eukaryota; Metazoa; Arthropoda; Insecta; Coleoptera; Nitidulidae
Exons: 4
Coding region: 116-715 (199 amino acids)
Source: RefSeq, a predicted model, not a curated record